CAACCACUUUAUAAAUAAAAAACUAUAAAUAGGUGCUCUGAAUUGCUUUGAGACUCAGGAGGACCAGAGGAGUGGACUGCAAGAAUGGCACAGAAUGAAGAAUUGCCAAUGGGAGGCACUUGGGAAAUUGGUGAAGAAUUCCAUAUAGAUGAAGAUGUGGGCUUUGCUCUGCCAAACCCACUGGAGGAGCUACCUCAGAAGUAUGAUCCCUGGAUGUCCAUUGCUAAAAAUUUGCCUGACCUGAUUGAGAGUGGCCAACUACGUGCAGAAGUUGAGAAGUUGCCGCAGCUCAACAUUGAUGAGCUCCCUGGGCACAAGUUGCAGCGCCUUGCACAUCUGGCCUUGGGUUACAUCACCAUGGCGUAUGUGUGGGAUCGAAGUGAAGAAGAUGUCCGUAAGGUUCUGCCAAGCAAUAUUGCUGUCCCUUACUGUGAACUCUCUGAGAAGCUGGGACUACCUCCUAUUUUGGUUUAUGCAGACUGUGUCUUGGCAAACUGGAAGAAGAAGGACCCCAGUGGGCCCAUGACUUAUGAGAAUAUGGAAAUCCUGUUCUCGUUUCCCGGUGGGGAUUGUGACAAGGGAUUCUUCCUGGUGUCUCUGCUGGUGGAACAAGCCGCUGCUUCCGCAAUUGGACAAAUUCCCAUUAUAUUUAAUGCAAUACAACAUCGCAACCAGGUUGCUCUAAUACAGGCACUGAGUGAGAUAACUUCUUGCCUGCGCAAAGCCCGUCAAGUGUUUGGGCAAAUUCACAAAUAUGUGAACCCAGAAGUGUUUUUCAAUGUUCUUCGCAUAUACUUGUCUGGCUGGAAAGGUAAUCCCCAGCUGCCAGAGGGUCUGCUGUAUGAAGGGGUCUGGGAUACCCCCAAGCAGUUCGCAGGGGGCAGUGCAGGCCAAAGCAGCGUCUUUCAGUGUUUCGAUGUCCUGCUGGGCAUUCAACACAAUACCAGUGAAGCAUCUGCUGCUGAGUUUCUCAAGGAAAUGAGGGCAUACAUGCCCCCAGCUCACAGGACCUUUCUUCGGUCACUGGAGAAAAGCCCCUCACUCCGAGAGUUCGUCCUUUCAGAGGGUGACCCUGACCUGAAUGUGGUUUAUAAUGACUGCGUGAAAGCUAUGGUCUCACUGAGGAUGUACCACUUGGCAAUAGUAAAUACAUACAUUGUUAAUCCUGCAAGAAAGAAGCAUAUGGAAAACCAAACGUCUGAAGAUCAGUCAGAACAGGAAAAUAAAGGAACUGGAGGCACCGAUGUCAUGAAGUUCCUAAUGACUGUAAAAUCUACAACUGAGAAGUUCAUUUUGAAGGAUGGUUAAUAUAACCCAAACAAGGGUAUAUUAUGCAAGACAAAGACUAUAGAGUAUAUUGCUGUCAUCGCUCUUUAUACUAGACCCAAUUGUAAAUGAACCCCAGAAAUUGUUAAUAGUAUGCAAUAAUGUAUAAAUCACACAUUAACAUGCAUUUCAAAAUAAAACUGCUUCUGCUGUCUGUAGAUUCCUUGCUUGAAAAUAACAAAAUUAGACAAGGGUGCUUAAAAAAGUAGUACUAGCAUUAGAACUAUAAUUAUAAUGCACACACUAGUAUGUACUGAUGAAAUAGAACAAAUAAACUUUGACAUAAGAUAUACCAGAAUAUGGAAAAGUGGCUUUAUUCU
Molecule: messenger RNA, 1646 nt
Organism: Loxodonta africana (African savanna elephant)
Lineage: Eukaryota; Metazoa; Chordata; Mammalia; Proboscidea; Elephantidae
Gene: IDO1
Product: indoleamine 2,3-dioxygenase 1
Exons: 10
Coding region: 85-1308 (407 amino acids)
Biological process (GO): 'de novo' NAD+ biosynthetic process from L-tryptophan
Cellular component (GO): cytoplasm
Molecular function (GO): heme binding; metal ion binding; indoleamine 2,3-dioxygenase activity
Source: RefSeq, a predicted model, not a curated record